GCAGCCAGAGAGGAGAGAGGAGGACCUCAGUGUCUGGUUUCGGCGUUUUUCCUCCAAAAAAAAAAAAAGAAAAUCGUGACAGUGAGAAUCUUCCAGAGUCGCAUGGCUCGGUUCGGAUGGGGGCUUUUUUUCGGGAGUGGGGGGGUUCGGGUCACACAUCUCCGAGGUUAUGAGCCGUCCGAAGCCGCGUCGGUGCGUCGCUGUCCAGGGUCCUGAGUGAGACAGAGCCGGCGGGCGACCACGGAGCCUGACACAACCCGUGAGUUGAAAAGCUCAGGAGCCAUGGAGUUAAGGGUGGGAAACAAGUACCGCCUUGGGAGGAAGAUAGGGAGCGGAUCCUUCGGAGACAUUUACCUCGGUUCUAACAUCGCCACAGGAGAGGAAGUGGCCAUCAAGCUGGAAUGCGUGAAGACCAAACAUCCACAGCUCCACAUCGAGAGCAAAUUCUACAAGAUGAUGCAGGGCGGAGUGGGAAUCCCGUCUAUUAAGUGGUGCGGAGCAGAAGGUGACUACAACGUUAUGGUGAUGGAACUGCUGGGUCCCAGUCUGGAGGACCUGUUCAACUUCUGCUCCCGCAAGUUCAGUCUGAAAACAGUCCUGCUGCUGGCCGACCAGAUGAUCAGUCGGGUUGAAUACAUCCACCUGAAGAACUUCAUCCACCGAGACGUGAAGCCUGACAACUUCUUGAUGGGGCUAGGCAAGAAGGGCAACCUGGUCUACAUCAUCGACUUUGGCUUGGCCAAGAAAUACCGCGACGCCCGAACGCACCAGCACAUCCCCUACCGUGAGAAUAAGAACCUCACUGGCACCGCCCGCUACGCCUCCAUCAACACCCACCUGGGCAUUGAGCAGUCGAGGCGAGACGACCUGGAGUCCCUGGGCUACGUUCUCAUGUACUUCAACCUGGGCUCUCUGCCCUGGCAGGGGCUCAAGGCCGCCACCAAGAGGCAGAAGUAUGAACGCAUCAGCGAAAAGAAAAUGUCCACUCCCAUUGAGGUGCUCUGCAAGGGAUACCCCUCUGUAUUCUCCACCUACCUGAACCUCUGUCGCUCCUUGCGGUUCGAUGACAAGCCAGACUACUCAUAUCUGAGGCAGCUCUUCAGGAACCUUUUCCACAGACAGGGCUUCUCCUAUGACUACGUCUUUGACUGGAGCAUGCUGAAAUUUGGAGCCAGCAGGACAUCAGAAGACGGAGAGAGGGAGCGGAGGGAGGGAAAAGAGGGGGAGGAGCGAGCAGGAGGAGGCCAAAGAGGAGCCGGAGGUCGUGCUUUGCCAUCUGGGCCAAACCCUUCAGCGGCCAACAGAGUCAGGAACGAGGCAGACUCCGCUCCCUCUAACCCGGUCACACGUGUGGUCCAGCAGUCAGGUAACCGCUCUCCUCAGGUGGGCAGAGCAGAACGAGCCGAGCGAGAGAGAAAAGUGGCCAUGAGGCUUCACCGUGGGGCCCCCGCCAACGUCUCCUCCUCUGACCUCACAGGACGCCACGACCAGUCACGCAUCACUGCAUCACAGGUCAGUGUGCCAUUUGAACAUCUGGCAAAGUGAGUUCCUCUUGGCUGGCCUGCAGGUCAGUGGCAGCAGCUGCAGGGUAUCAAAUACCCCCUACUUUUCAAAAAGGGUGAAUGAAAGCAUGAAUGAGUUGGAGGAGGAGAAGAAGAGGAAGCAAGAGGAGGAAGAGGAGGAGGUGUUGUAGGCCCUUAAAAGGGGGGUUGAGGGCGUCCGUGUGUCUGUCAGUACGCUGUGGGAACACUGGUGACCAGGAGGAGCCCUGAGAUGAUGGAAACCAGUAGAACAAACAAACAAACUCUUGGCUAGGACUGGCCGGUUCUGCUUUGGCGGUGCGGCUGGAGAGAGGAACGGGGGGUGAAACAACACGGAGGUCUCGCCCCUUCUUCACUCAUAUUCACCAUCGACUCAGAAGCUCAACUUGCAAAAAAAAAAAAAAAAAAAAAAAAGACAACAAUCAAAUUGCACAAAAUGGACACAAUUUCACUUAUUCUGUGGUUUACACCUGUAAUAAAAUCAAAUCCAAACUAUCAACCUGCUAUCGUUAAAGAGCUACAUCUGCUGCUUAUGGUGUUAAAAAAAACAACAUGUAAACAACUUUGGAGUGUUGCAGUGAGACAAACACGAACGUGUAUUCAGGCCUACAGUAGAUGAGACAGGAAAAUGCUUCAGAAUGGACCAAGGAGGAGAUCAGACGGGGAGACUGAAUGUAAGAGAGUCUGCGGUGACUUUGCGGAUGGGAGCAAGGCUGUUUUUUGUCAAUAAAUGUCAGUGUGUGUGUCUGUGUGUUAUUGUCUUGCGUGUUCCUUUUCGCCUUCAGCUUUGCUUUAGAGUCUGAGGAAGAGGAGAGACAGAGGAGGGAAAAGCGACUGUCGAUGAAUUAUAACUGAAGAUUUGUCCCCGAUGUGACCUUUUUCAUUCAGAUUUCCUCCUCUUCAGCACACUUUAAUGUCUUGCCUAUGAGAUAUUGACAAAGAAAAACAUGCUCAUUGAAUGUAAAAAAAAGAAGAAGGAAGAGGAGAAAGACAGAAUAAAGGGAGAGCCACAAGGAUUGUAUGAUAUGAUAAAGCCUUAUUC
Messenger RNA from Thunnus maccoyii (southern bluefin tuna), 2583 nucleotides. It is a transcript of the gene csnk1e, whose product is annotated as casein kinase 1, epsilon. The record is from RefSeq and is a predicted model, not a curated record. Gene Ontology annotation, molecular function: protein serine/threonine kinase activity; ATP binding. Bases 283 to 1545 code for a protein of 420 amino acids. Gene Ontology annotation, biological process: endocytosis; peptidyl-serine phosphorylation; signal transduction. Gene Ontology annotation, cellular component: nucleus; cytoplasm. The transcript is spliced from 11 exons. NCBI's taxonomy places the organism in Eukaryota, Metazoa, Chordata, Actinopteri, Scombriformes, Scombridae.